CCAAAAUGGAAUGCGUUAUAUUAAACAAUAAACUAAAAGGUAUCAAACAUCCCCAUCGUAAUGUUUUCCAGUCAAAAGAACUUUAAAACAGGAAUUUACCGUAUUACCGGUUCCGUUAUCAAUUGGAAUUUCAGGAUUAAUCUGAAGAAAAUCUACUCAUUGAUUGAAAUACCGAGAUUCGAUCAACCAAACGAGACCGAUGCCUGCGAAACACCAAAUUGCGAAGUGGAGCAGUUGGAUAUUUCUUGGCAAGAAAAAGUAUUCAGCCGAUAUGAGAUAGAUUACUUCUCUGUACGGGAGAACUGUUCAUCGGAGUUACAAAAGAGCUAUCACAAUAUGAUCAAAUCCAGUGGGCUGGCAGAAAAUCGAACGAAAGAAAAAAUUUUCACGUACACCUCUGCUGACAAUUAUAUUCCAGACGAGGAACUAUAUGUGACUUCAAAGAUUGAUAAACGCCAUUACGAAGCCGAUGAAAUGGAAUUCGAACAAAUGUACGUUAUGGCUGACUUAGGAAGCGAAAUUUGCUUAUUUUCCAUACAAUGGAAUGAAAAGGAACAUACACUUCUUGUGUAUCCGGAUUUCAAUUGUAUGGAGAUCAAUCCAUACUACAAAGAAAUUCAAGGUGAUAGUCGACAAAUGUAUCACUUUGGACUUCAAAAUUUAACGAAACGAAAUAACACUCAUUCGGGGUCAAAAGAAACUAUACACAUUAAGGAUGCUUUGAUUGAUAAGUUGACAAAACUUUCAUUGAGGGAACAACAAUUGAAAGACCAGUUUUGUCUUCCGGAUAACCAUCAGCUUCAGUUUCUGAUAUUACUGGAGCUUGCAUAUGGGAAGGAAUUUUCUUACGACAAUAGCCACAUUCGAUACACCUUCUCCCUACCAAUAGAAGCGAAGGUCGUGAGCGGAUCUCUUGAUGGCUGUACGCAUGCAAGCAAUGCCAGUAACGGUGUUUGGCACUAUGGUCACUGUCACGAACUCAUGAUAAAACUGCCGGAACGACAUGACAUUGAUGAUGCUCUAAGAAUAGUAUUUGAAGUAAUAUCCAUAGACAGCUGGAAACGAGAACGUCUGCUUGGGAACGCUGCUGUUACUAUACCUCUUCAACCUCAAUGCUUCGAAACAUCAUUGGAUUGUCUCAAUAUAGCCAACAACAAUGCCGCCUAUGAUAAGCUAGAAGCUUUUCUAGUGGGAGGAAGACGAGAAAUCAACAUUAAAGAGUUCUUCGGACUAAACGAUUCCUUACUGCUGAAUCGCUACGGCAGUAAAAGCCAAUACGCCGGAAAGUUAGCAAUCAAGUGCCAGAUACUUCAACAACAUCGGCCACAAAUCGUUCAACUGUCCAGUUCGCAAACUAGAAAAUCCAGCAAAUUCCGUGCAAAUGUUGUGACCAUCGAGGAACUUCUUUCGUCCUACCAGCGAGCCCGCGAACGAUUGGAGGAAGUUGUGAAUUUGAAAUACUGAGCCGAUUUUUUGUAAGAUAAAUGCACUGGUGUGUAGUAGAAUAGAGUUUGAGUUCAUAAGGGUUUCAAGACCUUUAUAUCCAUGUAAUUGUGAGGUCCUCGAAUUUAAUAAAUCAACGUUAUCGAAACUUAUCCAUCUUUCCCAUGUUGACUCUUUGAAAGUAUAAGUGAAAUCAAUUGUUUGUCCUCAAUAACUGCUAUCUGCAAAUUUUCAUCCCAAUCCGAAGUAUAAAAACGUCAAUAACACUAAGAUAUUGAAAAGUUAAUAUGGACGACCCCUUUUGCCGGCCCAUUACACUGAAUUUGAUACCUCAAAACGAUUGCGCGUCACUCAAAACUAUCGUGUACCAACUUUCAUCUGAAUACGAUGUAUAACAACGUCAAUAUCGCAAGACGACCCCUUUGGCUGACCUCUUACACAAAGUUUGACACCUGACAUCAAUUGCUUGUCUUUAAAAACACUCAUGUGCAAAUUUUCAACACAAUCCGACGAAAAGUAACGUCAAUAUCGCGAAAACAAUAUUUGUCUUGUAUGGACGACCCCCUUCAGAAGUGGUUAUCCGAAAAUCUGGAAACAUUAUUCAUCCUUCCUGGUUCUAAUGAGUAUCCAUGCCAAAUUUCAGCUCUCUAGCUCUUAAGACGGCCGAGUCUAUAGAGGACAAACAAACAAACAUACAGAAAUUGCUUUUUAUAUAUGUAUAUAUGUAUGUAUGGUUCCCCCAUCGGUAGCAAGGACCUGCCUAUGUCUGUGUGGUUGGCUCGAAGGCUUCCACGGCCGAUGGUUCGUCGAAGGAAGGCAUCCAACCCUCAGAAACCUACAAUGGUUGGCUACCACUCCGCUUGCAAAGUUUCCUUGGGUUAUCCCCAGAUGCAUUCCCUCUGUAAAAUAUUUAAAGAUCAAAUAUAUAAAUAUAGUAGUAUGACAUGUAAAAUAAAAAAUGAAAUAUAAUUUUUUACUAAG
Messenger RNA from Uranotaenia lowii, 2424 nucleotides. RefSeq names its product tectonic-like complex member Mks1 (gene Mks1). The record is from RefSeq and is a predicted model, not a curated record. NCBI's taxonomy places the organism in Eukaryota, Metazoa, Arthropoda, Insecta, Diptera, Culicidae. Gene Ontology annotation, biological process: cilium assembly. Bases 61 to 1464 code for a protein of 467 amino acids. Gene Ontology annotation, cellular component: MKS complex. The transcript is spliced from 7 exons.